AUUUACUAAAAACGCUAAAAUACUUGUUGUUUAUGGUGCUCCAACAAUAGAAAAUGAUUUUCUCUCGGUUUAACUUGUCAAUCUGGACUUAAUAUUGUACAAGUCCCAAAUGUUUUUUUAAAUUUCCAAACGCCUAUAAUGUUUUAAUUACUCUCUAAUAGAUAAACAUAAAUUGGAUAAAGCACGGCACUGUUUUUCAAAAAGUGCCUGUGCUUUAUUUGUUUGAAUAAACCAUCCUGGGCAAAAAUGUCCGGAGGCCCUUCGAAGGAUCGUUUCUAUUACCACGAUAGCAGCAGCGAUACAGAUCACGAAAGUGAAGAAAGGAGGGCCAGAGUCUACAAAAAUCGCCUGGGUCGUCUCCAAGAUUCUGAAAUACCAACAAGCAAAUCUAAUCUCAAACACCCUACAGGCCCCAAACAAAUGAGCGUGUUACAACCGUCUUCAAAGAGUCCCAAUAUGGCUUCAAGUACUAGUUCUCAGCCUGGAAGUUCAGGGCUCAAUCAGCCUUCGAAUAAUGAGGAUAGAGUUACAUUGAUCGUUGACAACACGAGGUUUAUAUUAGAUCCUGCUUUGUUUACUGCACAUCCUGAUACAAUGCUGGGGAGGAUGUUUAGCUCGGGUCUGGAGUUUACACAUCCUAAUGAAAGGGGAGAGUUCAAGGUGGCUGAGGGCAUUUCUGCAAUGGUUUUUCGUGCUAUACUGGAUUAUUAUAAAGGGGGCUUAAUACGCUGCCCUCCUACAGUUUCUGUGCAGGAAUUGAGAGAAGCUUGUGAUUAUCUGCUGGUGCCCUUCGAUGCACAGACUGUGCGCUGUCAAAAUCUUCGUGGUUUGUUACACGAAUUAAGCAAUGAAGGAGCAAGAUGUCAAUUUGAAGUGUUUUUAGAGGAAUUAAUUCUACCCCUGAUGGUAAAUUCUGCACAGAGAGGUGACCGUGAAUGUCAUGUUGUUGUUUUGCUCGAUGAUGACUCUGUUGACUGGGACGAGGAGUACCCUCCACAAAUGGGAGAAGAGUAUUCGCAAACUGUGCUGAGCACUGCCAUGUAUCGUUUCUUCAAAUAUAUCGAGAACAGGGAUGUAGCCAAGCAAGUACUGAAGGAACGAGGAUUGAAAAAGAUUCGAUUGGGCAUUGAAGGCUAUCCAACAUAUAAAGAGAAGGUUAAGAAGCGUCCAGGCGGCCGCCCCGAGGUCAUCUACAACUACGUGCAACGCCCCUUCAUCCACAUGUCUUGGGAAAAGGAGGAGGCCAAAAGCCGCCACGUCGACUUCCAGUGUGUCAAAUCCAAAUCGGUCACCAAUCUAGCGGAGGCUACGGCCGAUCCUGUUCUAGAAUUGGACGCCGAUGGUAACUUCGUGGCCGUCAACGUCAAUCCUCCAAUGGAGAGGGUUGGCCAGGAGCAGGACGACGGAGUUGCUGGACUGUAUCAGGUGGAAUUUGAUGGAGCAGGAGCGGGGGGAGGAGUUGGUGGUGCUGGACAGGGUGGUGAUGGUGUUUGAUGAUGGAGGAUGGAAGUGGAUGGGGAUGACGGAGAUGGAGAGGAAAGGGCGGGAGGGAUUGUUGAUAUGUUGAGGAGGA
Ctenocephalides felis (cat flea) is the source of this 1573-nucleotide messenger RNA. RefSeq names its product BTB/POZ domain-containing protein 10-like. Gene Ontology annotation, molecular function: protein binding. The record is from RefSeq and is a predicted model, not a curated record. NCBI's taxonomy places the organism in Eukaryota, Metazoa, Arthropoda, Insecta, Siphonaptera, Pulicidae. The transcript is spliced from 6 exons. Gene Ontology annotation, biological process: positive regulation of phosphorylation. The coding region runs from base 247 to 1494 and encodes 415 amino acids. Gene Ontology annotation, cellular component: cytoplasm.